Messenger RNA from Vicia villosa (hairy vetch), 1676 nucleotides. Its product is annotated as extensin-2-like. Bases 41 to 1393 code for a protein of 450 amino acids. The record is from RefSeq and is a predicted model, not a curated record. Lineage: Eukaryota; Viridiplantae; Streptophyta; Magnoliopsida; Fabales; Fabaceae. The transcript has a single exon.
UCCAAAGAACAAAGUACAGAAAUACACAUAGUUAGAGAAUAUGGGAACCUUAAUAGGGUUGAGGCAUUGGCCUCUACUAAUCUAUACAUUUGCAUUUUGCUUAAUUGCAAGCCAUGUAGCUUCUGCUGAUGAUGAUUAUAAGCCUCGCUAUGAAAGCCAACCAAACAACUACUAUCCAACAACACCAAGUCAUGAAGGACAACAGCCACCAUCUUCACCACCGCCUCCUUAUGUCGACGUAUUCCCACCAAGUUACUACAAGUCGCCACCUUCGCCGUCUAAAUCUCCGCCACCUCCUUAUGUCGACAUAUUCCCCCCAAGUUACUACAAGUCGCCACCUCCUCUAUCUAAAUCUCCACCACCUCCUUAUGUCGACGUAUUUCCACCAAGUUACUACAAGUCUCCACCCCCGCCUUCUAAAUCGCCACCGCCUCCAUAUGUCGACGUAUUCCCACCAAGUUACUACAAGUCUCCACCCCCGACGUCUAAAUCACCACCACCUCCUUAUGUGGACGUAUUCCCACCAAGUUACUACAAGUCGCCACCUCCUCUAUCUAAAUCUCCGCCACCUCCUUAUGUGGACGUAUUUCCACCAAGUUACUACAAGUCUCCACCCCCGCCGUCUAAAUCACUACCGCCUCCUUAUGUGGGGGUAUUGCCACCAAGUUACUACAAGUCUCCACCAAUGCCGUCUAAAUCACCACCACCUCCUUAUGUCGACGUAUUCCCACCAACUGACUACAAGUCUCCACCCCCGCCAUCUAAAUCACCACCGCCUCCUUAUGUCAACGUAUUCCCACCAAAUUACUACAAGUAUCCUCCCCCACCGUCUAAAUCACCACCGCCUCCUUAUGUCGACGUAUUCCCACCAAGUUACUACAAGUCUCCACCCCCGCCGUCUAAAUCACCACCGCCUCCUUAUGUCAACGUAUUCCCACCAAGUUACUACAAGUCUCCACCCCCGCCGUCUAAAUCACCACCGCCUCCUUAUGUCGAUGUAUUCCCACCUAGUGACUACAAGUCUCCACCCCCGCCAUCUAAAUCACCACCGCCUCCUUAUACCGACGUAUUCCCACCAACUGACUACAAGUCUCCACCCCCGCCAUCUAAAUCACCACCGCCUCCUUAUGUUGACGUAUUCCCACCAAGUUCCUACAAGUCUCCACCUCCGCCAUCUAAAUCGCCACCGCCUCCUUAUGUCGACGUAUUCCCACCAACUGACUACAAGUCUCCACCCCUGCCUCCUUAUGUCGACGUAUUCCCACCAAGUUACUACAAGUCUCCACCCCCACUAUCUAAAUCACCACCACCUCCUUAUGUCGAUGUGUUUCCACCAAGUUACUACAAGUCUCCACCCCCUCCUUCUCCAUCACCGCCUCCACCAUAUGUCUAAAACUCACCGCGACCUCCUUCGCCUUCACCGUCUCCUCCAUACUACUACAAAUUUCCACUUCCUCCAUCUUCAUCACCUCCUCCGUAUCAUCCCUACCUCUAUAACUCAUCUCCACCUGCAGUCUAUUAAGCUUCUGGCUAAAGUCAUUUUGAAAUUUUUCUAUGAAUAUUUUUAAAUAUUGUUAUGGUUAAUUUGUAUUAAAGUUUUAUUUGAGAAUAAAACAGUUUACAUUCAAUUCAGAGCCUUAUUAUGGUUCAAGUGUAACUGUGUAUGUAUGGUGUUA